Molecule: messenger RNA, 1056 nt
Organism: Nerophis lumbriciformis (worm pipefish)
Lineage: Eukaryota; Metazoa; Chordata; Actinopteri; Syngnathiformes; Syngnathidae
Source: RefSeq, a predicted model, not a curated record
AGGAAGUGUAGGACGCGUCGAAUAAUGCCUACACUGAGCUGUAUUUGUGUUUGGACUUUACUUACUCGAAUUAUGGACAUAGUCAAGUCACUUUCGCGUGGACAAAACGUAACCGUUUAAAAAUAUUUAAACGCUAAUUUACAAUUCCUGAUGUUAUGUCGACAGUUUGGAGGGGAGCGUUAACAGUGGCGACUAACCGAGUGUGUUCACAUAGCGGCGCAGUGCUAAAGCUAGUUGUUACCACCCUGAAAUAUUAUACAAUACAAACUUUUUUAUAUAUAUAAAGGAUCUUUCUGAUUAGAAAAUAUGGUUACCACAGUCUUGGGAGUCGGCACAGGGGUUUUUGUCGUUGCUGCAGUUUGGAUUGUGGCUCUGAUACUUUGGAUGAUCCUUCUUCGAGCAUCUGGAUCAUUAAAGCUGGGAGUUAUCCCCGUUUUCCUCUUGGCUCUCACCAUCACCUUGGCACUGGUGUUUUUCCCUCGGACUCCAGAGACCCGACCUCCUUUCAAAGAGAUAGAGAUAGUGGACGGUCUGUUCAUCGCUCGCUACGUGCUGCUGGCUUUAGUAAGUGUUAUCUUUCUCAUGGCGUUGUUCAUGCUGCUCCCCUUUCAUUUUCUGGAGCCCGUCUACGCUAAAGCUUUGAGAACACACUAAAGUUGGCACUUGAUCAAAUCCGUGAUGUAAACAACCUCGAAGAGGAACCAGCAGGAGGCCCACAAUCAGAGACUUUCCCAUGGUCUACUUUUGGUGUGCCUUACAUCAUUAGGUUUGAUUUUAAACCACCUUCAUUAAAUGGCUCAAAGUAUCACAUUUAUCACAUCAAUAAAUAAAUGUAUGUCUUUAAAACAGACAUUUCUUUAUGGAUCCAUUUGUGUUUGAGUUGGUUUUAUUGGUAAAAUUAUUAUUAAUUUUUGUAAUUAUUUGUAUACAGGUCACUGAUGUUUAAAACAAAUAAAUGGGUGCAAUUGUGAAUAAAUGUUUUGUACAUUAAUUAUUCGGUUAUUAUUAUUUUUUUAAAUCCAACAUGACACUGAAAAUGAGACACAUGAAAUGUGA